Messenger RNA from Solea senegalensis (Senegalese sole), 982 nucleotides. RefSeq names its product hydroxysteroid (17-beta) dehydrogenase 8 (gene hsd17b8). Bases 37 to 807 code for a protein of 256 amino acids. The transcript is spliced from 9 exons. The record is from RefSeq and is a predicted model, not a curated record. Gene Ontology annotation, molecular function: oxidoreductase activity, acting on the CH-OH group of donors, NAD or NADP as acceptor. NCBI's taxonomy places the organism in Eukaryota, Metazoa, Chordata, Actinopteri, Pleuronectiformes, Soleidae.
CAAUCGAGAAUUACAACAACACGGAAGAAAAGCAACAUGGCCGCGGCCAAGAGACUCAUAUCAAGGUUGACACUAGUUACCGGAGGAGGCAGUGGGAUUGGACGGGCCGUGUGCCAGCGAUUCGCCUCUGAGGGCGCCUCCGUGGUGGUCGCUGACAUCAGUGAGGAGUCGGCCAAUGAGACGUUGGGUAGCCUGCAGAGUGACCUCAAAGGUCAGGGUCACAUGGCAACUGUGGUGGACGUCUCGUCAAAGGAAAGCGUCACCAAGCUGGUCACAAGUAUUCAGACUUGUUACUUCCAGCCCCCGUCAGUGUGUGUGAACGCAGCCGGCAUUACUCAGGACAACUUCCUGCUCAGUAUGACGGAGGAGCAGUUUGACAAGGUCAUCCAGAUCAACCUGAAGGGUUCAUUCUUGGUGACACAGGCUGUUGCUCAGGCCCUGGUGUCCUGUGGAGCGUCCAGAGGAUCCAUCAUUAGUGUGGGCAGCAUUGUGGGGAAGGUGGGAAACAUUGGACAGGUGAAUUAUUCCUCCUCUAAAGCUGGAGUGGAGGGUUUAACCAGAACUGCUGCCAAAGAGCUGAGCAGGUUUGGGAUUCGGUGUAACUGCAUCCUGCCAGGAUUCAUAUCGACUCCGAUGACAGACAAAGUUCCAGAGAAGGUCAUAACCAAGAUGAAAUCCUUGAUACCGAUGGGAAGAAUGGGUGAACCUGCAGAGGUCGCUGAUGUUUGUGCCUUUUUAGCCUCAGAUGACUCUCGGUACAUCACAGGAGCGAGUAUCGAAGUGUCAGGUGGACUUUUCAUUGGUUAAGUCAAAAGCCUGUCAUACCGAAGAAGACCACCAGGAGGCCUGCUUCUUCAUAAUCCUUUGGUCAUUAUGGAUAUUCUGCUUUUUUCAUGAUUACUGUUGAUCGCAUUUUAUCGAUCUGACUGUGAACUUGUACUGAACAAGUGUAAACAUGUUUUAAUAAAUACCUCAGUAGUGA